This is a messenger RNA of Nicotiana tabacum (common tobacco), 1705 nucleotides long. NCBI's taxonomy places the organism in Eukaryota, Viridiplantae, Streptophyta, Magnoliopsida, Solanales, Solanaceae. The record is from RefSeq and is a predicted model, not a curated record.
AGUAAUUAAUUUAAAACCUUGGAGACUAAAUUCCGUAGAGAAAAUAAUUUUAUGGGUCUUUAUAAAUUUGUUUUAAAUUUUAUGAUCCUAUCUAUGUGGGCUAGUAACUUCAUUCUUUUUAUUGAUUUUUGGUUUUAGAAUGAACCGCAAAAGUUAUUGUACAUUACUUAGAAAAGAGUAGCUUAAAAAAUCGUGAAGUAUCUAACACAUUAUAUAGUGUAAGAUUCCAACCACAAUGCGCGGUGACACGCGUGAUCUCCACCUUCGUCUUCUUCCUUACUCCUCCUUCCUACUUUCCUUUCUUCACUUCACCACUAACCCCUCAAAUCUUCUUCUCAUUUACACAUAUCAUAUACAUACACGCCCCAGAAUCACCCACCUACCCCCCUCCAACUCCUACCCCAAGCCAUUUCCUCUCAGCUUGCAUCCUUCACUCUGUAAAUAUACACAUAAAACACACACAGAGACCUUUAUAUAUAAAUAUACUUAUACUACUACAAGUUCCUUCCAUUUUCACCCUUUAAAAAACUAGAUCUUGGGUUCAAUGGCGAUUUGGAAGGUGAGUUUUGCAGCGGUGGUGGUGGGGUUAACUAUGGCGGUUGAAUGUGGGGUAGUAGCGGCGGAUAUGUUCUAUUCCUCAAAGUUAGUCCAUAGAUUCUCCGACGAGGUAAAAAAACUUAGGGUUUCAAGGAAUGGGGAAGUGUGGCCGCAGCACAGGAGCUUGGAGUACUAUGGGAGGCUGAUGAGCAGCGAUUUGCAGCGGCAAAAAAUGAAGCUUGGUCCUCAGUUUCAGCUUCUUUUCCCUUCCGAGGGUAGCAAAACGAUGCCGUUAGGAAAUGACUUUGGAUGGUUACAUUACAUGUAUAUUGAUAUAGGAACCCCAACUGUUUCUUUUCUCGUCGCACUGGAUGCUGGAAGUGACUUGCUUUGGGUUCCAUGUGAAUGUGUACAAUGCGCUCCUCUAUCAGCCAGUUACUAUAGCAGCCUGGAUAAAGAUCUAAACGAGUACAAUCCAUCCGGCUCAAGCACAAAUGAUACAUCCACAUCUGGAGUGCUCGUGGAAGAUAUCUUGCACCUUGCAUCAGGCAGCCGUAUGACAGCCAACAGCUCUGCUAGAGCUCCAGUCAUUUUCGGGUGUGUUCCAUUGAGCAACUUAUGUGGCAGUAAGCAAACUGGUGGUUACCUGAAUGGAGUUGCACCUGACGGUCUUUUGGGUUUGGGGCCUGGAGAGAUUUCAGUUCCUAGUCGUCUUGCAAAAGCUGGAUUUGUCCGAAACUGCUUUUCUCUUUGUUUUAAGGAAGAUGAUUCAGGAAGGAUUUUCUUUGGAGACCAAGGGCCUGCUACCCAGCAGAUAACUUCCUUUCUGCCUUCAGAUGGACAAUUUGUUACUUAUCUUGUUGGGGUGGAAUCAUGUUGUGUUGGGAGCUCCUGUAUUGAACAGACAAACUUCAAAGCCAUUGUGGAUAGUGGGACAUCCUUUACAUUUCUCCCAGAUCAAAUUUACGAUAGAGUCGUUAAAGAGUUUGACAGGGAAGUGAAUGCUACAAAAGCCAGCUUUGAAGGAUAUCCUUGGCAAUAUUGCUACAAAUCCAGUUCUGAAGGGUUACCAAAGAUUCCUUCAUUUACUCUGAAGUUCAUGACGAACAGCACUUUUAUAGUCCAGGAUCCUGUAUUUGUGAUUUAUGGCAGUCAGGUAAGUUCUUGA